AUGAGCAAGAAAAGGAGAUUCGGCUUUGACAAGAAGCAGGCAACGUUUUCGUCUUUGUCCUCGUCGCUUAUGAUGACUUCCCUUCUGCGCCAGAACGAAAGAUUCUAUUUCGAGUUCGCCGACAGUGACAGUCUGCUUGUGGAGAUAGAAGAGCAGUACGCUUAUGUCGAAUGCACGGAUUUCACUCUGAAAAGCUGCCGAGGCGCUUCAGGAACAGCAUGUCUUUGGCUCGGACGAGUACUGGAUUGCCGCGGCGACGACGUUCUUCUUUGCGGGCUUCAGGGAGGAACCACUCUGGAAAUGCGAAACGAGACGAUCGACAAUCCGCAGAAAGACGUCUCGCCAGAAGAGCAGAAGGAACUAGACGCGGAGCUAAUCCACGAAAUCCGCAACUGCAGCUACCAUCUGACCAAGUUGGACUACUUUCACAAGUUCAUGCGCCUCCUGCUCGCCGAGUGCAAGGACAUUUUGAAAGUGCCGAUGGAGGAUGACUCUGGACAUCAAGUGCUCAUUCGACUGCUCUUUUCGGUGGUUUACACGAUCGUGGAAAUCUUGAGAAGACCGCCGGCGCCGUUGGACAGCGAAGAGCGGCAAAAAGUGCACUUUUCUUUCAAGCAGAGUUUGCAGGAUUCGGUCGAGUAUAUCGACGAUUUGUUGAUGAUUCUAGUCGAUGUUAACUCAUCGUCGUUAGCUCCCGUAAUUCCGAUGAAAAAAGCUGUCCUUCUGAAGUGGAAAUUAACAUUGGCGACUUUCGAGAAAUGGAACGAAGCAAGAAUAAAAACGAAAAGCGAUACUUGCAGAAAUCGAGUUCCCAGCUGA
This is a messenger RNA of Oikopleura dioica, 819 nucleotides long. The record is from the annotation of a GenBank genome assembly. NCBI's taxonomy places the organism in Eukaryota, Metazoa, Chordata, Appendicularia, Copelata, Oikopleuridae.